Messenger RNA from Lottia gigantea (owl limpet), 369 nucleotides. RefSeq lists its product as hypothetical. The record is from RefSeq and is a predicted model, not a curated record. Bases 1 to 369 code for a protein of 122 amino acids. NCBI's taxonomy places the organism in Eukaryota, Metazoa, Mollusca, Gastropoda, Lottiidae. The transcript has a single exon.
AUGAUCACCCAGGCUGAAUGUACUGAAAGACCAAUGAUCCACAAGGCUGGAUGUGCUGAAAGUACAGUGAUCAAAAAGGCUGAAUGGACUGAAAAACCAAUGAUCAACAAGGCUGAAUGUACCAAAAGACCAAUGAUCAACAAGGCUGAAUGUACUGAAAGUCCAGUGAUCAAAAAGGCUGAAUGUACUGAAAGUCCAGUGAUCAAAAAGGCUGAAUGUACUGAAAGUCCAGUGAUCAAAAAGGCUGAAUGUAUUGAAAGUCCAAUGAUCACCAAGGCUGAAUGUACUGAAAGGCUGAAUGUAUUGAAAGACCAAUACUCACCAAGUCAGAAAUAUCUAAAGUCAAAUGACCAAAACUACCAAUAUUAA